UGAGGGUUGAAGUUAUUUUUCAUCCACCCAACUUUUUGUCAUAUUUGCUGUUUUUCCGAUCUAGGAAAGAGUGUCAAGUUGAACUGCAUAUCCACGGGCUGUUCAGGAAGCAGGCACAAUUAAAGCAUGCGUAUUUAUUUCUUUUUGCUUUCAGGUGGAACUUCAAAGGCUGGAAAAACAACAAAAGUGAUGUUUUGCGGUGCCACGUUGAAUUCUCUUGUGUCCUCUUAGCUUUAGAAACUAAAUGGUGCGCCUUUUUUGUCACUUGCGCUCUUAUUGUGGAAUACCCCACCGGAUGUGAGUGUUAUGUCUCAUGCGGGGAUGUUCUUGCUGAUGGUCAGCAACUCCGUCCUGGGUUGGGUUUUUUCUCAUAUUAGAAGAAAAAAAUGAGAGUUGGAAGCAUGACGAGACAAAGACCAAGUGAACAUUGACAAAUUAUGAUUUAGACACGUUUACGACGCACCAUGGCGAUAAGGGAGCUGAAAGUUUGCCUUUUGGGGGACACGGGAGUCGGCAAGUCCAGCAUCGUCUGUCGCUUUGUGCAGGACCACUUUGACCACAACAUCAGCCCCACUAUAGGAGCGUCGUUCCUGACCAAGACAGUGCCGAGCGGAAAUGAACUCCAUAAAUUCCUCAUCUGGGACACGGCGGGACAGGAGAGGGACUCGUUCCAGACACUGAAGAAGUGGGUGAAGGAACUGAAGGAGCACGGGCCUGAGGACAUUGUUGUCGCCAUCGCGGGGAACAAGAACGAUUUAGGAGACAUCAGGGAAGUACCCAUGAAGGAGGCCAAGGAGUUUGCCGAAUCAAUCGCUGCCAUCUUCAUCGAGACGAGCGCCAGGAACGCUGUCAACGUGGAGGAGCUCUUCCAGAAAAUCAGCAAACAGAUUCCGCCGCUGGAAAACCCCGACAUGGAGAUCAACGAGUCUUUCAAACUGACCCGGCAGCCCGCUCUGUCCAGCAGAAAGUGUUGCUAGUAGUACCAUGUCCAGCAGAAUGUGUUGCUAGUAGUACCAUGUCCAGCAGAAUGUGUUGCUAGUAGUACCAUGUCCAGCAGAAAGUGUUGCUAGUAGUACCAUGUCCAGCAGAAAGUGUUGCUAGUAGUACCAUGUCCAGCAGAAAGUGUUGCUAGUAGUACCAUGUCCAGCAGAAUGUGUUGCUAGUAGUACCAUGUCCAGCAGAAAGUGUUGCUAGUAGUACCAUGUCCAGCAGAAAGUGUUGCUAGUAGUACCAUGUCCAGCAGAAUGUGUUGCUAGUAGUACCAUGUCCAGCAGAAUGUGUUGCUAGUAGUACCAUGUCCAGCAGAAUGUGUUGCUAGUAGUACCAUGUCCAGCAGAAUGUGUUGCUAGUAGUACCAUGUCCAGCAGAAUGUGUUGCUAGUAGUACCAUGUCCAGCAGAAAGUGUUGCUAGUAGUACCAUGUCCAGCAGAAUGUGUUGCUAGUAGUACCAUGUCCAGCAGAAUGUGUUGCUAGUAGUACCAUGUCCAGCAGAAUGUGUUGCUAGUAGUACCAUGUCCAGCAGAAUGUGUUGCUAGUAGUACCAUGUCCAGCAGAAUGUGUUGCUAGUAGUACCAUGUCCAGCAGAAAGUGUUGCUAGUAGUACCAUGUCCAGCAGAAAGUGUUGCUAGUAGUACCAUGUCCAGCAGAAAGUGUUGCUAAUAGUACCACAAAGUCUCUCCUCAGCAUCAGCUGAACAAAAACUUCCACUUUCAGUAUUUCUCAAAUGCCGCCCUCUGGUGGCGUGAGGCUGAAUUGCACCCCCAGUCUUGUACAGCAAAGUCCAGCACUUAUUAUGUAGAAAGGAAAAAAAAUGGUAGAAAAUGGAUAGCUGGAUGGAAUACUCACACCACUUUUGCCUUCCCUCAAAGCACCGUGGCUCUUAAAUGGUAGCAGUUUUGAUCCUAAUUCCACUUUAUUUGUACAGAAUGUAGCACAGGUGCGACCUUUUUAUUCCACUAACUUGCUGUUUUUGAAGCGUUUUGUCAACUGCAAUGCUGCUCACAAUAACUGUCAUGGUGGUUACAGUUUAGCGCCCCCUAGCUAAAACACUGUAAGAAUUCACCUUAUAGAAUUGUUUACAUGGACUCUCUUGCCUUAUGUUUUCACGACAGGGACGAUGUACGUCUUUCCAUGUGUUGUAACCCAAAAAGUGUUCAACGUUCUACUUUUUUUUUGUACUAUUAAGCAUGCAGAAAGUGUUUUAGUGUCAUAAAACGGGGGUGUCAAACGUACGGCUCGGGGGCCCACGAACAGGUGAAUGAAAGAAACAGCUGUUCUAAAUGUGUCCACUAGAUGUCACAAUAGCAAUUCUUUGUAUCUUUGUAGAUGAUGCUACAUAUGUACAAAAUAUACCACGUGAUGUCCCUGCGAUGAAGUAGCGAUUUGUCCAGGGUGUACCCCUACCUUCCGCCCGAAUGCAGCUGAGAUAGGCUCCAGCGACCCCAAAAGGGACAAGCGGUAGGAAAUGGAUGAAUUAAUGUUAGUCAGUUGAGGAAAAUGAUCAAACUACAUCAAUAGAAUUCUGUAAUUAGAUUUUUGUAUUUUUUUUUUUAUCAAUUAUGUGGUGGUUAACAUUACCACAUCAUUUAUUCAGAAAGUAUAAAUAACAACUAAUAAAAUAUAUGUACUAUUAACCCUAAUAGUUACUUUAAAAAAACAACAUGAUUUGUACAAUUUUAGAAUGUGUUUGUUCUAUUUUUAAACAAAGAGUAUCUUGAAAGAUUGUAAAUGAACACCAGGGAGUUGACUGAUUAACGUUAUCACAUAAUUUAUUCAGAAAGUAUAAAUAACGACUUAUAAAGUAUAUGUGCUAUUAACCGCGACAGGUAAUUGUAAAAAAAAACAAAAAAAAACAUGACUUAUACAAUUUCAGAAUGUGCUUGUUUUAUUUUUAAACAAAGAUUAAAAAUGAACACCAGGGAGUUGACUGAGUAAAUGAUAAAUGGGUUGUACUUGUAUAGCGCUUUUCUACCUUCAAGGUACUCAAAGCGCUUUGACACUACUUCCACAUUUACCCAUUCACACACUCAUUCCCAUAUAAAGUAUAUGUACUAUUAACCGCAACAGGUAAUUGUAAAAAAAACCAACAACAUUAUGAUUUGUACAAUUUUAGAAUGUGCUUGUUCUAUUUUUAAACAAAGCGUAUCUUGAAAGAUUGAAAAUUAACACCAAUGAGUUGACUGAUUAACAUUAUCACAUAAUUUAUUCAGAAAGUAUAAAUAACGACUUAUUAAGUAUAUGUGCUAUUAACCGCAACAGGUAAUUGUAAAAAAAAAAAAGAAACAUUAUGAGUUAUACAAUUUAAGAAUGUGCUUGUUCUAUUUUUAAACAAAGAUUGAAAAUGAACACCGGGGAGUUGACUGAGUAAAUGAUAAAUGGGUUGUACUUGUAUAGCGCUUUUCUACCUUCAAGGUACUCAAAGCGCUUUGACACUACUUCCACAUUUACCCAUUCACACACUCAUUCCCAUAUAAAGUAUAUGUACUAUUAACCGCAACAGGUAAUUGUAAAAAAAACAACCAACAUUAUGAUUUGUACAAUUUCACACUGUGCUUGUUCUAUUUUUAAACAAAGAUUGAAAAUGAACAUCAAUGAGUUGACUGAUUAACGUUAUCACAUAAUUUAUUCAGAAAGUAUAAAUAACGACUUAUAAAGUAUAUGUGCUAUUAACCGCAACAGGUAAUUGUAAAAAAAAAACAACCCCAAAAAACAUUGAGUUAUACAAUAUCAGAAUGUG
Nerophis ophidion (straightnose pipefish) is the source of this 3736-nucleotide messenger RNA. It is a transcript of the gene rab31, whose product is annotated as RAB31, member RAS oncogene family. The transcript has 6 exons. Gene Ontology annotation, molecular function: GTP binding; GTPase activity. The record is from RefSeq and is a predicted model, not a curated record. The coding region runs from base 465 to 977 and encodes 170 amino acids. NCBI's taxonomy places the organism in Eukaryota, Metazoa, Chordata, Actinopteri, Syngnathiformes, Syngnathidae.